AUGCUAAAAAUUUUCCUUAUUGCUAACCUUGAACACAAAGAAAUGGAGGGGCUGUCUAAAUUACUCAAGUUAUCUUCUUCCCUGCUCAGGUUCAGACCUAAGACAACCUAUGUUGUGUUGCUUCCAGAGAAUCCAGUAGAUACUGAGGAUGACAAUCCAUUGCUGCGAACAAAUUCCCUCCCAGAGUUUGACCAGCUUACCCCUGAGAAAUGCUGGACUGGGAUGGGCAAGCUGGCACUGGAGUACGAGUCUGGCGUGUGGGCAGUGGAGGAGAGAGCCAGAGAUCCCAAGGAGCCUAAAACAUUUGAUAAUAUUAUUGGAGAACUAGACAAACUUGAAUCUCCUUUCAAUGCUGCCUGGAGCACUGUGAAAACUCUCUACACUGUCAAGAACAGCGACAUGAACACAAACACUUACCUUAAAAUCCACGAAAGAGCAAGGAAGGCGCGGGUUCACAAGUUCCAGAGCCAGCCAAUCUAUGAAGCCUGCAAGGAAAGCAGCAAUCUGUCAGACACAUAUAAGUCCCGGUAUCAGCAGGGGCCGUGGGCAGUAACAUUGCAGCCACAUGUGUACCACAGCUUUCUGGAGCAUUGCCCCUCAUCUGAUCUGCGUCGCAACACUUAUCGCGCUUACAACAUGAGAGCCUCCAACCACAUUGAUCAAGAACUGAGCAACAGCAUACACAUGGAGGAUAUUCGGUCUUUGAGGGGAGAACAAGCUACCCUGCUUGGCUACAAGGACUUCGCCCACAUGUCCAUGGAGACGAAGAUGGCUGGAAGUGUGGAGAAUGUGCUGUCAAUGAUCACUAGUCUACUAGCAAAAGCAAAAACUGCACAGGACAAAGAAAUAGCAUCACUGCAAGAGUUUGCUGAGACCAGAGGGUUUGAACUUCAGCUGGAAGCCUGGGAUGUGCCCUACUGGAGGAGGAAACAGAAGCGCCAUCUCUUCAACUUUGAUGAAACUCAACUUCGAGACUACUUUCCCUUUGAGCAUGUCUUCGUCAGUCUCCUAGAACUGUGCUCAGAGCUCUUUGGCAUCUCCUUUGAAGAGAUCCCUGACAAAGUCCCCACUUGGCAUCCCGACGUACGCUUCUUCAAUAUCUUAGAUGCAUCAGGGGAUUAUCUUGCUUCAUUUUACCUAGACCCUUUCCAGAGGCCAGGUGAAAAGUUACAAACAAGGGUGGAUGCAGCGUGGAACCUUGUGAUCCGUAGCCGCUCAGACAUUGCCAAGAUGCUUCCUAUUACCAACCUAGUGUUUAACUUCACUCCACCUGCCUCAGAGGAUCAAUCAGCACUACUUACUUUCUCAGAAGUUACCCUUCUCUUCCAGAAAUUUGGCAGUGCCCUGCAACAUCUCCUCACCACAGUGCCAUACACAGAGUGCUCUGGGAUGACUAACAUAGAGUGGGAUGCUGUAGAAGUAUGUUCCAACUUCAUGCAAAACUGGUUACAAGAGCCAGCUGUCCUGCAGCGCAUCAGUCAGCAUUAUGAAUCUGGCCUGCCUCUCAGUGGUUCCAGCAUCAAGGAAUUAUUGGCCAGUCAAAACCACAUGGCUGGCUAUGACCUCUGCUCUGAACUCUACCUGGCUCACCUGGAUAUGGAACUUCACACAAGGAAGAACUACUGGCUAGAUAUUGCACGAGAACUGUGGCCAUCUUACCGGCCAUUCACACUUGACAAGUACGAUGCACAUCUCUGCUCCAACACGGCUAUUAUGGCGGAUGUGUGGGCUGCUGCGUACUACUCUCACCUGUGGUCUCGCAUGGUGGCUGCUGACGUGUUCCAGGCCUUCAGGGAGCCACAGGAGACGGAUGGUGAACUUGGUGAAAGAUUUCGUUCCACAUUCCUUUCAUUGGGAGGAGGGUGCCAUCCCAGCGAGGUGUUCCGCAGAUUCAGAGGUCGUGACCCAUCCCCAGACGCUCUUCAUGUCCUGUGUGGCAUCAGUCCACAGGCUACCUGAAUAUACCCCAGUCUAAGCUCUUCCAUCCUCAGGAUUUUAAGAGUAAGAAAGAUUCAGUGAGUUAUUUGUGUUCACAUGUAAUUGUAGUCUUUUUAAUCUUGCAUAAUUAUUUUAUAAAUGUGCCUCAAAAUUGUGGGAUUUAUUUAUUUAUUUAUUAUUUAUAUUUUUUAUAUAUUUUAAUGUUAAGAAUGUUAAACUUUUUUUCAAAUUUCAAGGUAUGAAUUAAGCACAAUAGUAUUGGUUGAUAUUAUUUUGUGUUCUUUGAACAAAGAUUGGUAUUUUUGUUUACUAAACCAAUCAUAUAUAUUGUCUGAAAGUCACACAAUAGUGGCAGACUUAACUGUUUAGGGUUCAAAUUAAAUGGUAGAAUUUGUCCACAUUUCCAUUGUGUUUAUUAUCUAUUGUGCAUCCAUGGGGAGUCCAUCAGAUAUGUUCUAGUAACAAAAUAAUAGGAAAGUUUUAGAACUUGAGAGUAAUCAUUAAGAAUUUCUUUGUCUCCAGAGUAUUUAUUUAUUUAUUUUUUAAGGUGAGAUACCUUAUUGCAGAGUACUUGAAUAUUUUAAGAAAUAUUUAUGCAACAUUUUGGAAUUGUUUUUUCAGUUUUAUUAUAAAUUAAUUAUCCAAGAUAAGAGCAAAUCCAUAAGCUUCAGAUGGUUCCACUGCUUCAACAGAAAUGUGUAAUUAAGUAUUAUUUACAGAUGAUCUAGAUUAUGAGGUGGAAAUGUUGCCAUCUUGGUAUUGAGUGUUAAAGGUACCCACAUACAGGCCUUGAAAAUGCCUGACUGUCAUAAGAGUAACUAAGGAAGACUGCUGUGAUCCAAGAACUUACUGGGGUAAGAUUAUAGAAAGAAAAUUAAUUGUAGACUAAAUAAACUUCACAGAAAAUAGAAAUAAAAAAUAUUUUCAUGUUAAAUUUGUUGUAACUUCUUGUCUGGAGGACUUUUGCUGUACUUCUGUACAGUUUUUGAUUCAAGGUAAAGGGAAAAUCUGAUCAUUUAUAAUUAUGUGCACCAGGUUGUCAGUGUGAUUGUUUGGCAUUCACAUUUAAUUUUAAAUAGAAUGGUAAUUGAUUGUAAAUAACAGUAAUAAUGCAAAGGCAGCCCUGAUCCUGUAAAUAGAUUUUACAUGUUUAGUUAUGUACAGUAUUUGUUUUCUCUAAUUUAACAAUAAAUGAUUUAUGUUUGAACA
This is a messenger RNA of Portunus trituberculatus (swimming crab), 3147 nucleotides long. RefSeq names its product organellar oligopeptidase A, chloroplastic/mitochondrial-like. Gene Ontology annotation, biological process: peptide metabolic process; proteolysis. NCBI's taxonomy places the organism in Eukaryota, Metazoa, Arthropoda, Malacostraca, Decapoda, Portunidae. The transcript is spliced from 14 exons. Gene Ontology annotation, molecular function: metalloendopeptidase activity. The coding region runs from base 1 to 1959 and encodes 652 amino acids. The record is from RefSeq and is a predicted model, not a curated record.